Molecule: messenger RNA, 425 nt
Organism: Tripterygium wilfordii
Lineage: Eukaryota; Viridiplantae; Streptophyta; Magnoliopsida; Celastrales; Celastraceae
Product: NADH dehydrogenase [ubiquinone] 1 beta subcomplex subunit 9-like
Exons: 5
Coding region: 44-397 (117 amino acids)
Biological process (GO): mitochondrial electron transport, NADH to ubiquinone
Source: RefSeq, a predicted model, not a curated record
UACGAAUAGAGUGGAAACCAGAGUCGAGAGACGAGAGAGAGAGAUGAGUGUCGCAUCAACGGCGGGAUACCUAGCUCGGAGAGCAGCGCAGAAAGAGAGGGUUCGGAUCCUCUACCGGCGUGCCCUCAAGGAAACUCUCAACUGGGCCGUCCACCGCCACCUCUUCUAUAACGAUGCCGAUGUCCUCCGCCAGCGGUUCGAAGCUAACAAACAUGUGGAAGAUCUUGAUACAAUUGAUAGCCUGAUAGCUGAUGGUGAAGCACAGCACAAUAAGUGGCGGCACCCUGACCCUUAUAUUGUUCCUUGGGCUCCUGGUGGUAGCAAGUUCACCCGAAACCCACCUCCUCCACCUGGGAUUGAGAUUGUAUAUGACUAUGGUCGGGAGGAUCCUGCCUAAAACCAAGAUCAUUUUCCAAUCAAUAAAG